Gallus gallus (chicken) is the source of this 2237-nucleotide messenger RNA. Its product is annotated as dual specificity protein phosphatase 13 isoform MDSP-like. The record is from RefSeq and is a predicted model, not a curated record. Lineage: Eukaryota; Metazoa; Chordata; Aves; Galliformes; Phasianidae. Gene Ontology annotation, biological process: protein dephosphorylation; negative regulation of MAPK cascade. Gene Ontology annotation, cellular component: cytoplasm. The coding region runs from base 26 to 550 and encodes 174 amino acids. The transcript has 3 exons. Gene Ontology annotation, molecular function: MAP kinase phosphatase activity; protein tyrosine/serine/threonine phosphatase activity.
GGGCUCCCCAGGGCCUGGGAUAUGCAUGGAGGACGUCCCCUCACUUAAGGAGCUGGAGCAGCUCCUGAACACUGGGCGGCCCUCUUGUAACCAUGUCGAUGAAGUGUGGCCUAAUCUCUUCUUGGGAGACCUAGUAACAGCUCACAACAGAUUUGUUUUGUGGAAGAUGGGUGUUACCCACGUUUUAAAUGCUGCCCACGGCACAGCGUACAGCCACGGAGGCCAGGACUACUAUGGAGCUACCAUUGAUUAUUAUGGUGUGCCAGCACAUGACCUCCCCAGCUUUGAUAUAAGCCAGUUCUUUUUCUCUGCGGCAGAAUUUAUCCACAAAGCCCUGAACACACCAGGAGCUAAAAUUUUGGUACAUUGUGCAGUUGGAGUAAGUAGGUCAGCGUCUCUAGUCCUAGCAUAUCUCAUGAUAAAUCACCACCUGCCAUUGACUGAAGCCAUCAAAACAGUGAAGGAACAUCGAUGGAUUUCACCCAAUCGUGGCUUUCUGAAACACCUACGAAAUUUGGAUGUUCAGCUGCGGCAAAAGAAGGGCUGCUGAAAGGGCAAAACCCUUACAUACGCUUUUCUGAGCUUCAGCCUUCAAAAACACUGUGCACAUACUACUUCCCAGGAUCAUUACAUAUUAAAGAAAACAUAGAAAGCUGUGCAUCAAAGUAAAACAACAAACAAAACCAAACAGAACUGUCAGUAGGUGCAUUCUGGCAGCUGACUUCCUCCAAGACAAGCACGGCCAGGAUCAGCCCCCAAGUGCUACAUGCUACAGAGCUGUUGUGCCCAGCGUGAUCAUACCAGAGGGCUCCCCUGGAGCUGUGAAGAUGGGCUGAAGUUGUUCCUGAUCCGUGCUAAUGCAAGUUCAAUAAUUGCAUCUAGCGAUACUGUUUGUUUGAGUCCCCUUUUCUCAGGAGUGUUAACAGCACCAUCUUCUUCGGUUUGGUUACAGUUUUCAUGAGAAAAGCUUGUUGCACUGCAGGCCUGGAGAUGUGAUGAGGACAAUUUCUUAGGCCCUCAUGCUCUGCUGCAUACACCUUUGUCUUUUAUGGGUCUCUUAAAUAUUAUGCUGCCACAGAGAGCUGUGACGUAUCAGUGGAAUAAACUUCCUCUGCACAGCUCUCUAUGUGAUCACAGGGUCAGCAAACCCACAAGUUUUUCUUAUGUAAAUAUGUUGACAGCGAGGUACGAUAUAUUAUGUUGUAUAUUGAGAAUAUUGAAAAAGAAGACAGAUUUUUAAGAUACUUUGUAAGUGUAAACUCAUCAGUUCUGUGUAAGUGGCUUUGAAUCAUCUUUGUUUUAACAUCAGGUGAGAACCUAGGCAUUCAUCAUUACCAGGGAGCUACUGACAUAUGUUUUCCCGUGUUUGCAAGCUCUUGCCCACAAUAAACGUAGAUUGCUCUAAGGGCCUUUUUGAUGUCAAAUCCAUGAAAGAAGCAGGUAAGGAGUAAUUUUGGCUUUAAGCUAACAAAGCACUUACCUUGCACCAUCCCUCUGCUCCUUACCCCUCAAUCUGCAAGCAGGUUGCUGAGCUCCAUUCUCAGUGACUGCUCCCGUGGUGCCCCAGCGACCUGAACCUGAGCAAAGACAUCAUCCCCCAGUGCCUGUCCUCCUGCCUAUACUCAGUUCCUUACAGCUUUCCAAGUUUAAGCUGAAACAUAAGCUGAUCUAUCUGACCUCUUCCUUCUCAAAGGAUUAGUCCAGAGCCUGGAAGGAAAAAAGCAUCAAAGAUCCAGCAAGUCCAAGUAUUACUUUCCAUCCACCUCUGAAUAAGGGUGCUGACUCCUGACUACAGUGUCUUGUCUAUGUUCCAAAUUUCAAAACUUCAAUUAAAAAUAAGCCUAAAACUCAGACAGUCAGAUCCUCUCCUGCCUAAACACCUUUUAUUUGAUGUAAGUUCAUCUUGUAUUACUGUUUUCUAAAUUCAGCAGGGAACUGAGCUUAAAUCAAUAGCUAGGCUUAAUUGAUACAAGUUAGUUUUAAGCUGUUUUGAGGCUGUCACUUUUCCUAUCACCAGUUAAUCAGUUACUUAAGCAACUUGAUUUUUAAUACAGUAACAGCAUUUGCAAUUCAUGCUACCACUCUACCUGAAAAUUACCUUGUUACCUUGUGGUGAACCGUGAAGCAAUAAUCAAAUCUAUUUUUGCCCUUUGCUACUAGAUUGAUUUAUUGAUUAGCUGGCCUUGUGAACUUUCUCUGCCAGACUGAGUAAAUACAUUUCUGCAUGCUUGUUUGCA